This is a messenger RNA of Diospyros lotus (date-plum), 3212 nucleotides long. RefSeq names its product V-type proton ATPase subunit a3-like. Gene Ontology annotation, biological process: proton transmembrane transport; vacuolar acidification. The record is from RefSeq and is a predicted model, not a curated record. The transcript is spliced from 18 exons. Gene Ontology annotation, cellular component: vacuolar proton-transporting V-type ATPase, V0 domain; vacuolar proton-transporting V-type ATPase complex. Lineage: Eukaryota; Viridiplantae; Streptophyta; Magnoliopsida; Ericales; Ebenaceae. Gene Ontology annotation, molecular function: proton-transporting ATPase activity, rotational mechanism; ATPase binding. The coding region runs from base 243 to 2690 and encodes 815 amino acids.
AAGCGGAGGCGAAAGAUCGGGCAGACGGAAAAGUCCUAAUCGCCACCAGUCGAACGAACAAAACGGAACAUUUUACCGUCGUCUGAUCGCCGGAGAUCCUUCUACCGCCGGAAAUCCUCCGAUCAGUCGGCAAGGACCACGCGUUGCAGGACAUCAAAGAAAAGCAUCUAUGUAUCUGUUUAUUCGCUGAUUUCUCCACGCAUACGGGAUUGUGAUUUUGUUGCGAUCAUCAUUGUGAGAGAAUGGGAGAGGGCGGGAUGUGUUGUCCGACGAUGGAUCUAUUGCGAUCGGAGCCAAUGCAGUUGGUGCGGCUGAUCAUCCCUAUCGAAUCCUCUCAUCGCACCGUUUCCUACCUUGGCGACCUUGGCCUCUUCCAAUUCAAAGACCUUAAUGCUGACAAGAGCCCAUUUCAGAGGACCUAUGCUGCUCAGAUCAAAAGAUGUGGAGAAAUGGCACGAAAGCUGCAUUUUUUCAAGGAACAAAUGGUUAAGGCUGGUUUCUCACCCUCAACAAGGUCUGGCAUUAGCAUUAAUAUGGAUGACUUGGAGGUUAAACUUGGAGAACUUGAAGCGGAGUUGAUAGAGAUGAAUGCUAACAAUGAAAAAUUACAACGUGGUUACAAUGAACUUUUAGAGUAUAAACUUGUCCUGCAGAAGGUUGGUGAAUUUUUCUAUUCAGCCCAAAGUAAUGCUGCAGUACAGCAGAGGGAAUAUGAGGGAUGUCAUCUUGGUGAAGGAUCUAUUGAUAGUCCCCUACUCAUGGAGCAAGAAAUGUUGACAGAGCCAUCAAAGCAGAUAAAGCUGGGAUAUGUUAGUGGUCUUGUUCCCAGAGAGAAAUCAAUGGCUUUUGAAAGGAUAUUAUUCCGUGCUACUCGGGGAAAUGUGUUUUUGAAGCAAGCUGUGGUUGAGGAUCCAGUUGUUGAUCCUGUAUCGAGAGCAAAGGUUGAGAAAAAUGUAUUUGUUGUCUUCUAUUCGGGAGAAAGAGCAAGGAACAAAAUUUUGAAAAUAUGUGAUGCUUUUGGAGCCAACCGGUAUCCUUUUGCAGACAAUGUAGGCAAACAAUAUCAAAUGAUCAAAGAGGCAUCUGGAAAGCUGUCAGAGCUGAAGACUACCAUAGAUGUUGGAUUGCUGCAUCGCAACAAUCUUUUACAAACAAUUUGCCAGAAAUUUGAGUGCUGGAAUCUUCUGGCGAAGAAGGAGAAAUCCAUUUACCACAUUUUAAAUAUGCUCAGCAUUGAUGUUACUAGGAAAUGCCUUGUGGCAGAAGGCUGGUGUCCUGUUUUUGCUCAAAAUCAGAUUCUAAGUGCAAUGCAGCGGGCAAGCUUGGACAGCAGUUCGCAAGUUAUGGCCAUAUUCCAGGCUCUACAGACCAAGGAAUCACCACCUACAUAUUUCUGUACAAACAAAUUCACUUCUGCUUUUCAAGAAAUUGUGGAUGCGUAUGGGGUGGCCAAGUAUCAAGAAGCAAAUCCUGGUGUCUACACAGUUAUCACAUUUCCUUUCCUAUUUGCUGUCAUGUUUGGAGAUUGGGGCCAUGGUAUAUGCUUGUUUCUUGCAACGUUAUACUUCAUAUUCAGGGAAAGGAAACUUUCCAGUCAGAAGCUUGGGGACAUCAUGGAGAUGACUUUUGGAGGACGUUAUGUUAUAAUGAUGAUGGCAAUAUUCUCGAUAUACACAGGACUAAUAUAUAAUGAAUUCUUUUCCGUGCCAUUUGAACUAUUUGGGCCCUCAGCCUAUGGAUGCCGAGAUCCUUCCUGCAGGGAUGCUUAUACAGUAGGCUUGAUUAAGGUGCGUAGCACAUAUCCAUUUGGCGUGGAUCCUAAGUGGCAUGGUACUCGCAGUGAGUUACCAUUCCUAAACUCACUGAAGAUGAAGAUGUCAAUCCUUCUAGGAGUAGCCCAGAUGAAUCUUGGAAUCAUUUUAAGCUACUUCAAUGCAAAAUUCUUCAGAAAUGAACUUAAUAUCUGGUACCAAUUUGUUCCGCAGAUGAUAUUUUUAAACAGUUUAUUUGGCUAUCUUUCACUCCUGAUUAUUGUGAAAUGGUGCACUGGUUCUCAAGCUGAUCUGUAUCAUGUAAUGAUAUACAUGUUCCUGAGUCCGACUGAUGAUUUGGGCGAGAAUCAACUUUUUGUUGGUCAGAAAUUUCUUCAGAUUUUGUUACUGCUACUGGCACUUGUUGCCGUACCAUGGAUGUUAUUUCCAAAGCCAUUUCUCUUGAAGAAACAACACGAGGAAAGGCACCGAGGAAAAUCUUACACCCCCAUCUACAGUACUGAUGAUUCUUCUGAAUUGGAGUCAACUUAUUCCCAUGGCCAUGAUGAAUUUGAGUUUAGUGAAGUUUUUGUACACCAACUUAUUCACACAAUAGAGUUUGUGCUUGGAGCAGUCUCUAACACGGCUUCUUACCUACGUCUAUGGGCCCUCAGUCUUGCCCAUUCAGAGCUGUCUAGCGUUUUCUAUGAGAAGGUCCUGCUUCUUGCCUGGGGGUUCAACAAUGUCAUUAUCCUUAUUGUUGGCAUUGUUGUAUUUAUUUUUGCAACUGUUGGUGUGCUUCUGGUUAUGGAAAGCUUAAGCGCUUUCCUUCAUGCCUUGCGGCUUCACUGGGUCGAGUUUCAGAACAAGUUCUACGAGGGAGAUGGCCACAAGUUCUCUCCAUUCUCAUUUGCCUUGCUCAGAAAUGUCGAGGAAUGAUUCAAUUCUUGAAACAUAGUCCUUAGGAUUCAAUUCAGAAAUGACGAGCAUACUGCAUCUGCUGAAGUCUACAUGUAUUCUAUCCAUCCAUACCGACAAGCCUGAUUGCUUGGGAGGUCUUAGGAAAUGAGCUUUUCCUGAUGAACCAGAGUGUUUAGUUAUGUGAAAUUAGUUAUUUCUUCCAGUCAGGUGUGGCCAGCCGCCAUCCCAUGAAAGAUUACUGCUGCAGUUUGAUUCCGGGUUGAUGUUGCCGAUCCUUGUUCUAACUAUGAUCCUAUGGUUGGCAGCAUCCUGCUAGAUAGACCAUUUUGAGGCGUCUGGUCACUUCUGAUGAAGUAUAGAACCAAACCUUAAUUGUGCUGUUUUCGUCACCUGUGAUCACUUUCAGGUGACUUGUAUCUUACAUUUCAUAUUGUGCUGUUAUUUUGUGAAUAAUAUUCUGCAAUUCUUUACUGUAACAAAGAAGGGAAGCUGUAAUUUAAUAAAUCCAUGGUGUAAAUGCAAGGGAUUUUGUUCAUCUUU